AUGCCGGAGACCGGGCAGGAGCCACCCAGCGCCCCUCCGCCGCCCCCCAAGGAGUCCUUCUACAUCAAGAACCUGCUCAACGGCGGCCCCCCCAAGGCGCCCCCCAAGCAGCCGCGGGCUCUGUUCGCCCCCUCGGGCAAGGCGGCGGUGGACGGCGCCGGCUUCGCCCUCUCGCAGGUGGGCGACCUCGCCUUCCCCCGCUUCGAGAUCCCAGCGCCGCGCUUCGCCCUGAGCGCCCACUGCCUGGAGCGCGCCCAGACCUGGUGGUACCCCUACGCCCUGACGCCGGCCGGAGCCCACCUGCCCCGCACGGAAGCCGCAGAGAAAUCCCUGCUGAGGGACUCGUCCCCCGCCUCGGGCACCGACCGGGACUCCCCGGAGCCGCUGCUGAAGGCGGAGGGGGAGCAGAAGGAGCUGGACUCCAAGAGCCCCGACGAGAUCGUCCUGGAGGAGAGCGACUCGGAGGAGGCGAAGAAGGAGGGAGGCGCCGAGGACUGGAAGAAGCGGGAGGAGAGUCCGGAGAAGAAGCCGUGCCGCAAGAAGAAGACGCGCACGGUGUUCAGCCGCUCGCAGGUCUUCCAGCUGGAAUCCACCUUCGACAUGAAGCGCUACCUGAGCAGCUCGGAGCGGGCCGGCCUGGCCGCCUCGCUGCACCUGACAGAGACCCAGGUGAAGAUUUGGUUCCAGAACCGCCGCAACAAGUGGAAGCGGCAGCUGGCAGCCGAGCUGGAGGCGGCCAACCUGAGCCACGCCGCGGCGCAGCGCAUCGUCCGCGUCCCCAUCCUCUACCACGAGAACUCGGGCGCGGAGGGGGGCGCGGGGGGCGGCGGAGCCCCCGGCACGCAGCCCCUGCUCACCUUCCCUCACCCGGUCUAUUAUUCGCACCCCGUGGUGACCUCCGUGCCGCUGCUGAGGCCCGUGUGAGCCCGGCCGGAGCUGCGCGGAGAGGCGCGCAAGUCACCCGGCCGCUUGUAAGUACUGCAGCCCCCCGUGCGACACACCCGGCCGGGACUGCGGGGACACCAGUGCGGGGCUGGGGGGACCCCUCGGAGGGUGGCGGUAGGAGGAAAGUCGCGGAAAUUUAAGGGGGAGGAAAAAAAUAAAAAAACAAACAAAAAAAAACAUAAAGAAAGAAAUAAAAAGAAAAAUGUGGGGGGAGGGAAACGAAAAUGAGGAAAACGAAAGCGGGGGAUUGUAGAGAACCCUGGAGCUGUCACACCUUUUGUAAACGUGGAUGAAAACCGCGAUGGUCUCUCUGUGGCUUUAGUUUUAUUUUU
This is a messenger RNA of Parus major (Great Tit), 1277 nucleotides long. It is a transcript of the gene HMX3, whose product is annotated as H6 family homeobox 3. Gene Ontology annotation, biological process: regulation of transcription by RNA polymerase II. The transcript is spliced from 2 exons. The record is from RefSeq and is a predicted model, not a curated record. NCBI's taxonomy places the organism in Eukaryota, Metazoa, Chordata, Aves, Passeriformes, Paridae. Gene Ontology annotation, cellular component: nucleus. The coding region runs from base 1 to 924 and encodes 307 amino acids. Gene Ontology annotation, molecular function: RNA polymerase II transcription regulatory region sequence-specific DNA binding; DNA-binding transcription factor activity, RNA polymerase II-specific.